AUGAGAGCUGUCGUGGUGGUGGUUAUGUUAAUAACCCCAUCCAUUUAUUGUUCGGAUCAAGUGGAGAAUAACUCCAAUAAAACCCUAGAAGUAUCAUUCCGUGAGGCCCGACGCAGCAAUCUGCCCGAGAGCUGUUUGACCACAGAUGAUGCCAGCGGCACGUGUAUGACCAGAUUUAGGUGCAUGAGUUCCGGUGGCACACCCAAAGGCUACUGCAGUGGUUCCUAUGGAGUUUGUUGUGAAACCAAUCUCCAAUGCAAUGCCAUUUCAACCAUGAAACGUACGAUAAUUAAAAAUCCCGCUCUGUUCACCCAAGACCCCUGUGAAUAUCACAUACAGGCCUACAGUCAAAAUGUCUGUCAACUUCUAAUCGAAUUUCAACGAUUUGAGUUGCAACCUCCGACCUUUAAUCCCGGUACACACACCUUGGAAUGUGGUGAUAGCCUCAUGAUCGGUGACUUUACCUUAUGUGGUGAUAACACCGGACAACAUCUCUACUUGCCCUUUAAUGUAGCCAAUGGUAUACAGGAAAUCACACUGACAUUUAAUUUACCCAAUCGUUGGUCUUUCAAUAAUUGGCGUAUGGUUAUAACACAAUUGGAAUGUCCCGCAGCCAAGAAACGUCACCAGCAGCAGCAGCCGCAACAACAAAGUUUUAUGCCAUUUGUAAAUGCAAAUAAUUUACCAAAUUUAAGAUCGAUAUUUUCUUCGCAUCAUAAUGGAGAUUUGGAGCUGUUGGCUCCACCUGGAUGUCAUCAAUAUUUCACACAGCCAAUGGGUACCAUAAAGUCUUUUAAUUUUAAAGAUGAUGCCAGCACCUAUUAUUUGCCGAACAUGAAUUAUGUCAUCUGUAUUAAGCCGACCAGUGGAGCAUCGAUGAUUGAAUAUCAAGCCACCAAAUUUUCCAUGUCCAAUGAAGUAGCCACCUCGGCUGGCUAUGACACGGAUUGUCACAGUACCAUACAAACGGAUGGCCGGAGAGAGGAUUAUCUUAUGAUACCACAAUCAUUUGUGGCAAAUAGUAUGAAUAUUUUGCCAACCUACUAUUGUGGUACAUCGUUGCAAACCCGACCCUCGCUAAUUGCCUCAGCACCGUUUAUCAUGUAUUUCAGUAGUGAUGGAUUUACCGAUGAAACUGAAACAGGAUUCAGUAUAAAUUAUCGUGUUCGUACGGCAUAUUAA
Musca vetustissima is the source of this 1182-nucleotide messenger RNA. RefSeq lists its product as uncharacterized. The transcript is spliced from 3 exons. The record is from RefSeq and is a predicted model, not a curated record. The coding region runs from base 1 to 1182 and encodes 393 amino acids. NCBI's taxonomy places the organism in Eukaryota, Metazoa, Arthropoda, Insecta, Diptera, Muscidae.